Messenger RNA from Paramecium sonneborni, 1925 nucleotides. Lineage: Eukaryota; Ciliophora; Oligohymenophorea; Peniculida; Parameciidae. The record is from the annotation of a GenBank genome assembly.
AUGAAAUUUUUUAGUUAAAGUUUUGAAGAUUAAGAAAUGGAAUAUGAAUAUUAGAAAGAGAUAACAAAUGUAUAUAAAAAUUAUCAAAAAACUCAGAAAUGGAUUAUUUUGCCAUUGGUUGUAUUCCAAAUUUCAUUAAAAAUUAUGAGGGCAGAUUGGCUUUUACUCACUGUGUUAAUAUUAUGUAGUAUACUUUAUGCUUUAAAUCUAAAAUGCACCUCAUCAUCAAAUAGAUAUUUCAAAGACUUAUUACUAUUUCUUUCAUUAGUGUUAUAUAACUUUUUCUUCAGUAUUUUAAGAGAAGGAAUUAUAACUCUAAACUUAUUCAUUAGAUGGCUACUUUCAAGCUUUAACAAUUUUGGCGUAUGAAUUAAUUUAAAAUAAAUAGUUUAAUAAAUACACUAAGCUAUUCCAAGAAGCAAUUAAUCUUAGUGGUAAUUUUCACAUUUCAAAUUACAAUAUUUAGAAAUCCAAAUAUUUAAUUGUGGGAAUAAUUAAUUUUACAUCUGUUUGAAUUAUGCAUUUAUAUUCAUUAUUGUUAUACUUUUGAGAGUUUUAGGAGAUAAGUUUUUAUUUAGGCAAAUACUUAAAAAAUUUUAGAAGAUAAUAUCUAGACUUAUAAUGAUAUUGAGAGUUUCCUCAUCAGUUAUAAUCCACCUAUGAAUAAGCUGAUUCUAGUUUAAAAGAAUAGGGAGCAUCAUAUUACGGAGUAGAUUUAGGAUGAGUUUAUUGAUAAAAUAAGAAACACAAAAGUCUCCUAGUAUGAUAACAUAAAAAGAUUUACUUAACUUGCUUCAUAGGAGAUCUUAGAAAAUCAGGAUAAUAUGACAUUAGAGAUGUUUUUGUUUUAUGAAUUUACAAAUAGGAAAAAAUAAAUCAUGCAUUUAAUUCAUUAAUCUGAACAUAAAGAUUCAUAUAUGUUAAAGGGAUUUUUAUAUCAUGAAAGUUAUACAAUAAAAGUAGUGAAAUUUUAUUAAGAAAAACCAUGUGCUUUAGUUUUGUUAAUUGAAAAUAAGAAAGAUAAUGUUAUUGAUUAACUUAAUUUAAAGAAUAAGAUAACAAUGAAGGCAUUAGAUUAUAUUAGUGAUGUGUUUAGAGAUUAUGUAAAACCUAGUUUAAUUUCCUUUUAAUGGAUUUAUAAUAACAAAUAGAAAAAUAAAAAUAUUGUAUUCAUUAAUAAAUUAUUAAGAAAAGUAAAUAGCAAUUUAUUGAAAAGCUAUAAUGAUUUUUCAAAUAUACAGGAUUACUUUAGUAUAAACAAAGAAUUUUAACGUUGUUUAAUACAGAAAUUUGACAUAAAGGAAUUUAUUGAAUCAAUUUACUAGCAUGUAGUAAGAUUUUUCGGAGAUGAUAAAGGAUUAUUUUUUUCGAUAGAUUGCAAAAUUUCAGAUACAUACGUGAGAUAGGAUUAAAGAUAACUGAAACAAUUAUUUUUAAACUUAUUUUUUUUUAUUUUAGGUAAACAAUCAGGAUCAAAACAUAAUCAUUCAAAUUUUAUCCAUAUAACUUUACAAUAAGUGAAGGAUGAAUCCAAUUAAUAGAUGUCAAUAAAAAUAAGGAUUGAUUAUGAAGGUCAUAAUUUAAGUAAAGCUGCUCUAAAUAAUUUACCAAUAAUAAAUCCUUAAACAAUAGGAGAGUUGAGGCAUAAUAGUUAAAAGAGAUUUGAUUUGUUAUUGCCAAUAUCAUUGUUGAUAAUAAGGAAAAUAGGACCUCAUGAUAAAUUAACUCUAAAUUAGAAUGAGAUGAAUAGAAAUUUUAUGGAGUUUUAAAUAUUUAAUUCCCUGGAAGAGAAUUAUCAUUUGUUACCAAUAAUAUCAUUUUAUCCAAAAGACAAUAUUCUAACAACAUCGAGUUUGGCUAAAGUCUAUUCUGAAUACUUUGAUCAGGUUCCGAUUGUAUAAUUAAACUCUAUUCAGGAAUUCUGA